Molecule: messenger RNA, 3696 nt
Organism: Lottia gigantea (owl limpet)
Lineage: Eukaryota; Metazoa; Mollusca; Gastropoda; Lottiidae
Exons: 12
Coding region: 125-3025 (966 amino acids)
Source: RefSeq, a predicted model, not a curated record
GUUUAUAACAAGAUAACAAACAGGCAGGGCAUGUUAUCAGUGGAAAUUCUCCUGUGUAAUGGCAACCAUUACCACACAUGGUCCUAUUUUUUAAAACAACAUCACACAGAAAUCUUUACUCAAGAUGGCCGCCAUGAGGGCUGUAUUAGGUCUGUUAAUUUUGACAAUUAGAGUAUCAGGAAUAACACGGCCUACCAAUAUUGUGCUAGAAAAUAAUGGAUAUAAAAAUAUUCUUGUUGCAAUACAUCCAAGUGUUCCGGAGGAUCCGACCCUCAUUGAUAGCAUAAAGAAAGUAUUCACAGAAGCCUCAGCAAACAUCUACGAAGCAACCUAUAAAAGGGUAUACUUCCAGGAUGUUACUGUUCUGAUUCCUGCAACAUGGUCCAGUGGCACUUCCUCUCCAGCAGGGUCAGAAAUGUAUAAUAAUGCCGAUGUAGUAUUUACGUCUUCUGAGCUUGGUCGUCCACCAGAGAAAAGAAGCUAUAGUGGAUGUGGAAGUCCUGGAAUCAGAAUUAAUCUGACUCCUGAUGUUUUUAAUCUCACUAAAUAUUUGAUCAAUAGAAUAGAUACAUUAGGGCCAAGAGGCUUGUUCCUCGUACAUCAGUGGGCCAGAUUUCGAUGGGGUGUAUUUGAAGAGUAUGCUCUACCCGGUGAAAAAGAGUUUUACAUUUCACCAACAACAGGCAAUAUAGAAGGUGUACGUUGUAAUAUAAACCAAAGAGGAAUGAAUUUUUAUUAUGUAAAUAAAGAUGAUGCUCAACCAUUUUAUUGUAGAUCAAAUGAUUUAACUAAAGCAGACAAACAUUUCCCAGAUAAAUGCCAUUUUUAUACUUACCCAAGUCAACAUAGGGCGAGUGCGUCAAUUAUGAGCGUACCACGCACAGGGGUCAAGUUUUUCUGCAAUGAUAAUGAUUCUGAUGCGUCGAAAAUUCACAAUUAUGAAGCACCAAAUAAACAGAAUAGAUUGUGUGGCCAGAGAAGCACGUGGUCAGUUAUACAGGACAGUCCAGAUUUUAAAAAUAACAACAAUCCACCUAGAGUUAUAGCUGAUACAACUCCUACAUUCAAAGUGGUAAAAGCGGCUAAAACCAGAAGAGUUGUUCUAGCAUUUGACAUUGCUGGUAAUGAUGCCGAAGAAGGCAUAAGUCAUCACUUAAGACAAGCAGCAGCAACUUACAUUGAAAAUGAACUACCAAAUACACAGAUUGGUAUAACAUCAGUUGAUAACGACACGGUUAAAAUCCGCCAUUCUUUACAAGUUAUACAAUCACAGGCUGAUAGAAACAGGUUGAAGCGAAGUUUACCAAGUAAAUCAUUUGGAUCCGGAAACCUUACUGAUAUCAUUGUACCGUGCAGUUCAAUACUGUUGACACCAACUGAAUAUUCAGUCAGUAAAGAGAUAAUAUUGUUUAAGAGUGGUAGCAGUCCGAAAAGAUCAUCAGAGAAUACAACAGAUAUAUUAAAUAUGCUUCAACCCCAUGGCAUCAAGCUCCAUGUCAUACACAUUAAUAGCAGUGAUUCUGAAGAUGCUGUUGAGUUUGCUGCUUUUAAAUCAGGUGGACGGUAUUAUCAUGGUAUCGAUGACAUCAACUCUACUUCAACACAUGAUGCUGUUUCGGAUAUCAUCAAUCGUCACACCCCACAAGAUAAACCAAGCUCCAUAUUGCUAGUUAGUCGAUCAUCAGUAGUCAAACAAUGGCAGGAAGUUAAUGGCGAAGUGUUUAUAGAUGAAGAUGUUGGUUUAAAUCUUAGUUUUAACAUCAUGUAUAGUGAGACUGAACCAUUGAUAACUACAACAUCACCGCAAAAAAUUGUUUGCAACAAAAACAGUGGCGGAUACAACCAUGACCAGUCGUUGAAAAUUAUUAGAAUGGAUGUACCAGGAACAGCAAAGACUGGAAUGUGGAAAUACAGCGUCAUAAACACGGAUAGUCGACCACAGAAAGUAACAGUCUCAAUCACAAGUAAACCACUAGAUGAUCAACGACAUCCCAUCUUUAUUGAUGCUGGACUAUCUUCCGUAUCAGUGACACCAUCUGGAAAAGUAAUGAUCUGGACAGAAGUCAAUAAAGGUUCUCAUCCUGUCUUGGGAAUGGAUGUAACAGCAAUUGUAGAAAGACAAAACGGUGGCUCGGUCGUGUUGGAGUUAUUGGACAAUGGGGCAGGUGCCGAUAUCACAAAAGAUGAUGGAGUUUAUAGUAGAUAUUUUACACAGUUUAGUGGAGAUGGUAGAUAUAGUGUUAAAAUAGAAGUCACCAAUAUACCAGACAGUACACUUGAAAACAGUGGAGAUCUAAAUACAGAUGAAGUUGCUGUUCGGAUAAAUACUCCUAUAAGAAGAGCUACAGUGGCUGGAUCCUUCCUGUACAAAUCAACAAAUCAGAAUACACAAUCAGCACCAUCUACAGAUUCAGAUGAUUUUAUAGUUGAUCUUAUACCUCCUGUUAGGAUCACAGAUUUAACAGUAAUGGAGACACCACACAAUGAUAAAACUGUGGUAUUACAAUGGACAGCUCCUGGUGACGAUUUAGAUUUCAAAUCAGCCACCAGCUAUGACAUCUUGGUAUCCAGCACCAUUGAAGAUAUGAUGCAUGGUCACCAAAGCAUGAGGUACAUCUUACAAGAAGAACUUUUGGAGGGUAAUCUGCUGUCUCCAAAGGAAUCUGGUACAACUGAGACCUUCGUCAUCGAGUUUCCGUACGUUGCAAGCAGCAAGCUACUUGUUUUCUCGGUGAAAGCGACCGAUGCUGUAGGCAAUACGGCUGAGAAAUCCAACUUUGUUACUACAGGAUUUGGUCUUGUACCGGACUAUGUGCAUACAGACCAUCGACCAGAUAAGGUUAGGGUAACUCGGGUGUCUGGAGAUGCGUCAUCCAAACCCGACACGUCUGUGUCUUUGAUUAUUAUUGGAGGAAUAUUGGCCUUAGUAUGUGUAAUUGCGUCUAUUACAUUCGGUUGUAAAUUUAUCAAAUUACGUCGAUCUGAAAAUGUAAAUAAUGUUGUUAAAGAAAAGAAUGUCGUUUGACUGAAGAAACCCAAUAAUCAUCCUGAAUCAAUAUAACUGUAUUCCAACUCUUCGAUGGUAAAAUACCUUUUAAACAGUUUUGGAGUAUUUUUUUUUUGGAAAUUUUGUUAUUUGAUAUAAAUUCAAAUUUUUGUCUGAAAAGGCGACUUAAAACAAGCUUGCUACACUAUAGAUGUGAGCAUUUACCAAUAGCUGCUUUGAUUGCAUUCUUCGGUCGUUCGAGAUUAUUAGAAAACAAAGGAAUAGACUUGAACAUUACAUGAUUAAAGUAUAUCGAGGUUAAUGCAACUUUGUUGACUUCAGCAAUGGUUUUGAUGUUCUAUGAUAUUUGUUAAAUUUCCAAUAUUGCUUUUCUGAUAUAUAUAUAUAUAUAUAUAUAUAUGAAAGGAGAUUUUAUAUUAAAGGUGUGUUAUUUACAGUUUAUCUAUUAAAAGAACAAAAGAAAGUCCGUACAAGGAAGUUCUUUGAUUGUUAUUGAUCUCAAUACAUUAUAUCUUUAUCAAUCUAGAUGACAACACAAAUCAGCUAUCUAAUGGACAUCUUGUACAAUUUGUUGUAAAUAGUUUUAAAUCCAGCCAUGCCAAAUAUUUAACUAUGGACUAAAAUAAUAAAUCAAAGGUAAUUUUUUGUUAUGUGGGUAAGGAGAAUGAAUAAUAAAAUGAUUAAAUCUU